CUCACACAGGAGUAAAACCUUUCACUUGUUCAACCUGUGGGAAAAGUUACAGACAAAAACAUGGUUUAAUCCGUCACAUGAAGAUUCACACAGGAGAAAAUCUGGCCAUAUGUGUAACCUGUGGAAAAGGUUUCCAUGACACCAACUAUUUAAAGAGACACAUGAGAAUUCACACAAGUGAGAAGCCUUUCUCCUGUAUGACAUGUGGAAAGAGUUUCAGUGAAAGAGGGACUUUAAUUCAGCACAUGAGAAUUCACACAGGUGAGAAACGUUUCUCGUGUGGGACUUGUGAAAAACAUUUCACCAACAGAAGCAAUUUAAAUACUCAUGUAAAAAUUCACACUGGUGAGAAACCUUUCUCUUGUUUGAUCUGUGGAAAGAGUUACAGUGUAAGAAAGCUUUUAACUUGUCACGUGAGAAUUCACACAGGCGAGAAGCCUUUUUCAUGUUGGACCUGUGGAAAAAGUUUUCCUCGAAAAUACACUUUAACUGUUCACAUGAGAAUUCACAAAGGUGAGAAGCCUUUCUCUUGUGGUACCUGUGGAAAAAGUUUUACUCGAAAAGACACUUUAAUUGCUCAUAUCAAAAUUCACACAGGUGAGAAGCCUUUCUCUUGUGGGACUUGUGGAAAAAGUUACAAUCAUAGACAAAGUUUAACUCAUCAUAUGAGCAUUCACACAGGUGUGACUCCUUUCUCUUGUGGAAUCUGUGGAAAGAGUUACAGUAUAAGAAAGUAUUUAACUACUCACAUGAGAAUUCACACAGGUGAGAAGCCUUUCUCUUGUGGGACCUGUGGAAAGAGUUACAUUCAAAGACAGAGUUUAAUUUGUCACAUCAGAAUUCACACAGGUGAGAAGCCUUUCUCUUGUGGGACUUGUGGAAAGAGUUUCAGACGUAGAAGUAGUUUAACUUAUCACAUGAAGAUUCACACAGAGUAGAACACUUUGGCUCGAAACAGAGCCUAUCCUUUUUGGCAUCUGAUCCAAUGGAAAAUCUAGUGGGAUGAUGUACACAGCAACUAAAAAACAUUAAUGUCAGCAGGGCCUUGCCGUUUACUUUUUUUUCAUUGUAUCUGUGUCUUUCACUUCCAAACCAAGACACAUGUAAGCUAAGGUCUACUUUUGUGGACCAGCUUUUUUUCUGUAAUUGUUUUUGUUUUUAUUUUACGUCUGUCAUAUUUGUACUGAAGAUCCACAUCAGUAUCCCCUUAGAUGCUGAAGUUAAAGAGGGGAACACAUUCCGACAGUAUUCAUUUCUGUGCAUUUUAGUUUUCAUGGAGUUCUGUACAAUGUAGAAUAACUGAGUUCAGCUUUUACAUUUUUGGCAUUUCCGUCUGUGACUUCAUGUGAAAUUCUUUACAUAUUAAACCAUUGAAAUGUUAUUUUUUUCCUGUAAAUAGAACUGUCAUGUUUAUUUAAAAAUGAUAAUAUAAUUGAGAUCUGGUCAGAUUUUUAUUUAGGUCAAACCACAGAGGUUUUUAUUUUCCCAAAUGUUUUUCACACAAGUCAUUGUUAUAAUUUGCUAUGAGUAAGUGUUUGUACAAAUAAAGGUUUGCACAUGUUCUACAGAUCUUAAACUUUGUACCAGUAUUUUAUUUUUUUUUGCAGAAUCCGGGUUUGACCCAGAAAAUUUGCUCUGCCCAGUCGUCUGGGUCACUGAGGUGGUCGAGUUGGGGGAGGGGUCAAGUAAAGCAUGGCAGGCCACCAGCCUUAAAACAUACUGGGGGAAACCCUGCUUAUUUUUUUUUUUAAAUAUUUCUUUUUCUACCUUUUUUUGUUUUAUUGUGAAAAGGAGGCUGACAGGAAAGAGAAAGACGUGCAGUAAAUGUCGCGGGUCCGGGUGUCGAACCUGUGACGGCCUCAGGCCUCCAAACGUGGGCCGCUCUUAACCCCGCAGAAUAUUCUUAUCAAUAAAUGUUGAUUUGCUAAAAAUAUUGAUGGAUUUUUCAGUGAUUGCCAUAGUCACUAACUGUAACCAUAUUUUUAAAAGUGAUUUUUAAGUAAAGCAUCUAAAGAUCUUUGUAACAACUACAUUAAAUUAGUUCUUUUAUAUGAA
Molecule: messenger RNA, 2055 nt
Organism: Poeciliopsis prolifica (blackstripe livebearer)
Lineage: Eukaryota; Metazoa; Chordata; Actinopteri; Cyprinodontiformes; Poeciliidae
Product: gastrula zinc finger protein XlCGF57.1-like
Exons: 1
Coding region: 78-938 (286 amino acids)
Biological process (GO): regulation of transcription by RNA polymerase II
Molecular function (GO): DNA-binding transcription factor activity, RNA polymerase II-specific; RNA polymerase II cis-regulatory region sequence-specific DNA binding
Source: RefSeq, a predicted model, not a curated record